AUGCAAACACAUGCCAUUGGAGACGAAGACGACCCUAGCAACAAACAACACGCCAACAGUUUUCACGGCAUUGAAAUCGACGUGCAAGAUACAGAGUAUCUCGAGGACGACCUGUGCAACCUCCGAUUGCGGCGACUGGGAGAGUUACAGCAGCUCAUCUACAUCCUUCCUAUGGCUAAGGCCAACCUCCAAGCCCAAGACGACGACAUCUUUUCUCUCAAAGAGAAAGUGCAAGAGUUUUUAGCGAGUCAACGUCAAGUGAUGCUUAUUCUAGGUGAUUCAGGAGCUGGCAAGUCAACAUUUAAUCGGCACUUGGAACACCAACUCUGGACCGACUACAAGCAAGGCGGGCCUAUCCCUCUCUACAUCAACCUUCCCACCAUUGACGACCCAGAACAUGAUCUGAUCGAGAAGCAGUUGCAGCACCACUACUUCUCGAAGGGCCAGAUCCAAGAGAUGAAGCAGCACCGACAGUUUAUUCUUAUCUGUGAUGGCUACGAUGAGAGCCAGCUCAAGAUCAACAUCCACACCACCAACCAGUUCAACCAGCCGGGACAGUGGAAAUCCAAGAUGGUCAUCAGCUGCCGCAGUCAGUUCUUGGAAUCGGACUACCGCUCUCGAUUCCAGCCUCAGCCUAUCGAUCGGGACCAGUCUACUUGGACAAAUCUCUUUCAAGAAGCUGUUAUUGCGCCUUUCUCCAAGGAACAGAUCGAGGAGUAUGUCACCUGCUACGUCCCGCUCGAGCCUCGACCUUGGGUUACGGAGGACUAUAUGCGGAUGCUCACCACUAUCCCCAACCUCAUGGACCUGGUCAAGAUCCCCUUCCUUCUGACGCUAGCGCUCGAAGCUUUGCCAUCCAUUGCCGAGGGCAAGCAGGAUCUCUCGACCGUCAGGGUGACUCGCGUUCAACUCUUUGAUAUCUUCGUUGAACGCUGGCUGCAUGUCAAUAAACGUCGUCUCCAGGACAAUGAUUUGUCACAGGAUCACCGACGAGUCUUCAAUGAGCUAUUGGGCGCAGGCUUUGUGUCGAUGGGCACUGACUACGCCAUGAGGCUGGCGCUGGCGAUCUUUGAGAGACAGAAUGGAACCCCAAUUGUCCAGUACACCCACUUUCAUGACCACGACACCUGGAAGGAAGAGUUCUUUGGAACAGAUCCAGUUGUGCGACUGUUGCAGGAAUCUUGUCCCUUGACUCGCACAGGCAACCAGUUCCGGUUCCUUCACAGGUCCAUGCAGGAGUAUUUCUUUUCUCGAGUCGUGUACAACCCGGUCGGAACGGACGAUGACUCUACAAUGGAAACGGAAGCACCUUCCUCUACCCCCCAUGAGUUCGACCCUAGUAACCCGUUGUUCCGGCAUAACUUGCUUACUGAACCCUCCGUAAUUCAAUUCCUAUGCGACCGCGUAAAACUGGACUCGACUUUUAACCAGCAGCUCCUCUCUGUCGUCAACCUUUCCAAGACCGAUGCCGCCGUCACCACCACUACUGGCGCCACCAACGCCAUGACGAUCCUAGUCCGAGCUGGUGUGGCCUUUCACGACGCCGAUUUCCGCGGGGUCAAGAUCCCUGGUGCCGAUCUUUCGGCUGGUCAGUUUGACUAUGCGCAGUUCCAAGGAGCAGACUUGACAGGCGUCAAUCUUACGAGGAGCUGGUUGCGAGAGGCGGAUUUGAGCAGCACAAUGAUGGAGGGCGUCCAAUUUGGGGAACUCCCGUGCCUCAAGUUGGAUGAUAAUGUGGUUGUCUGUACCUACUUGUCUGAUGGAAGAACUCUUGCCGUGGGUGCAGGGCGUUGGGUAGUCGACGUUAGCAUUUACGACACCUCGUCAUGGACGAGGACCUAUUCCUUUACUGGAUGGGAUGAAGCGCAAACUACGGCAUUUUCACCCGACGGCACAAGGGUCGUGUUUGGAGGGAGAGAUGGAGUGGUUAGGCUGUGGGAUUGUACCAGGGGCCAUGAGAUAUCCGGCAUGGAAGGGCACCAGUCCGAUGUGAACUCCGUAGCCUUUUCUCCCUGUGGCGAGCAAAUCGCCUCGGCCGGAGAUGACCAAACAGUUCGAUUGUGGGAUUCGUAUACCGAAGAGAGUCUCUUUGUCUUGGAAGGUCACACGAGCGAAGUCUUGAGUGUCAAAUAUUCUCCGAGCGGGGAGUGGCUGGUGUCGGGCGGUUCCGAUGGGACGAUUCGGUUUUGGAACUCGGAGACCAGAGAAGUAGGGAUUGUGUUGGACUCUUCCUUGGGUGAUGUUCGUACAAUUGCCUUUUCUACUGAUGGACGGUGGAUUGUUUCUGGCCAUGGAGGGGGCGGAUUGCAACUUUGGCAUGCCGUGUCUGGAGAGCCAGGUCCUGUCCUGCAUGGCCAUACUAGAGACGUUACGGGCGUUGCGUUUUCUCCAAACAGCCGGUGGAUCGCUUCAUCCAGCCUGGACGGAACGGUGAGACUAUGGGACGCGUCGACAGGCACUCACAUUAACACGCUGUCAGGCCACAUGGCAGAAGUGAACGAUGUUGUCUUUUCUCCAGAUGGCCUUCAAAUCGCAUCGGGUGGUGAUGACAGCAGGGUGCGACUGUGGGAUGUCGACUCUAUUUUGACGUCGAGUGUUGAGCAGCUGGAUCAAUUUGGGGCUGUAGGGAACACAGUGUACUCCUCAAAUGGCCAAUACAUUCUUACAGUCGACAACUGCCAAACCGUCAAGCAGUGGGAUUCUCUCACAGGAGCGCCUGUACCACUUCCGAUUGCGUUACCAGGACAUGUAUCAGUCAAGUCUGUGUCAUAUUCAUUAGACGACAUCCCAACCGCGGUCGUCGAUCGAGACGGGACUCUUCGAUUGUGUGAGUUUCAGGCAGGAAGUCCAAAGACUAUUCUGGAAGGCUCAGGGAAGGCAAAGCACGUCGCCAUGUCGCCAUGCUGUCGUUGGAUUGCUUCUACUGACCGGGACAAUACCGUGAUGCUGUGGAACCUUAACAACACUCAACGAAUGCACGUGCUUAUUGAGAAUGGCGGAGUCGAUGGCGAAGAAAUCAAUUGCUUGGCAUUCUCGACGACCGGACAUCAGCUCGCAAUCGGAACUGGGGCUGGCAACAUCUGGCUCUUCGAUCCUCAAUCGAAAGGUCUAAUAACCUCCAUAUCGACACAUCGGGGUAUUGAGGCGAUGUCGUUUUCGCCAGAAGGCCAGCAGCUUGCAGUUGGAACCGAGGAUUACUUGAUCUACCUUUGGGGCUUACAGUCAGAGGAGCGUGCCAUCGAGCUGAGAGGACACACAGAGGAGCUGUUGUGCAUUGCUUACUCACUUUGCAGCGAGUGGAUUGCUUCCGGCGAUUUGGAUAAAACAGUUCGAGUCUGGCGCAGGCAGCGACCACCAGGCGACACGGAGAGCUGGUCGUGUGUCUCGACGCUUCACUGUUACUUUGAUAUAGUCAUUGACAUUGCCUGGAGUCCGACCGUCCGUAUGGAAUUUGUCACUGGCUGCAGAGACGGAUCUGUCCGAGUCUGGCGAGUGUCGAGCGAUGGUGAGGAUGUUGUCGUUAAGCUACUCUGGGGUACCAAUCUUGGGGUUCUCCAGGCCGAGGGUCUUGUGCUCAAGGGUACGACUGGUCUAGGUUUUACGGAGCAAAAGUUGUUGGUCCAGUGCGGCGCCAUUGACGACUCGUUAACAUUGGAGGAAGAUGGACGAUCGGACGUUGAGGAGUAG
Molecule: messenger RNA, 3687 nt
Organism: Linnemannia hyalina
Lineage: Eukaryota; Fungi; Mortierellomycota; Mortierellomycetes; Mortierellales; Mortierellaceae
Source: the annotation of a GenBank genome assembly